This is a messenger RNA of Harpia harpyja (harpy eagle), 1390 nucleotides long. RefSeq names its product glutathione peroxidase 2 (gene GPX2). Gene Ontology annotation, molecular function: glutathione peroxidase activity. The record is from RefSeq and is a predicted model, not a curated record. Lineage: Eukaryota; Metazoa; Chordata; Aves; Accipitriformes; Accipitridae. The transcript has 2 exons. Gene Ontology annotation, biological process: response to oxidative stress.
UGCUGGGUACCGGGAUGUUGCCAGGUACCGGGAUGGGUGGGUACCAAGACAAUGGUGGGUACCACAGCAGAUGGGUGCCAGGGUGGAUGCUGGCACUGGCACCAGUGGGCACUGGGACUGGGGGGAAGGCAGCAGGCACCAGACAGCAAGCGCAGGAGGCCCUGGGGGCGAUGCCAAGGCAGCCCCGGGGAAGGAGAUGCGCUGAGGCACCCAUUCCCCCCCUUCGCCUGGGUCCGGAUCGCACCCUCUGCAGCCCCAGCUCCCGGAGUCCCGUUAUUUCGUGACUCCCCCAGCUGUUCCCAGCCCUCGGGGACAGCCCGUGCCAGGCUGGAGGCACCGAGCCCCGCGGCAUCCCACAGCUUGUGGGCACGGGGAAGAGCAGUCAUGCCGCGCCGGACCGUGCCAUGAAUUAUUGAGGCAGGUAGGAGCAUCGCCUUAGCCCCGCGCCACCCGUGCCUUGCCUCUUCCUUCCCGCCUCGGGUGGGUGCCAGCGGGUGGGUCGGGUGGGACGGCUCCGGUUUCUGCCAAGUCACGGCGGGGGCGAGGAAACCUUUGGAACCGGCACAUCACGUGGGUGCCGGACAGCCCUUAAGGCGCGCCGACGGGCGCGUGGGGAAGGCAGACGCGCGCCCGCAGCCAUGACCGUCCCCAUCGCCAAGUCCUUCUACGACCUGAACGCCACCUCCUUGCAGGGGGAGAAGGUGGACUUCAACGUCUUCCGGGGCCGCGUGGUCCUCAUCGAGAACGUGGCGUCCCUCUGAGGCACCACGGUGCGGGACUACACCCAGCUCAACCAGCUGCAAGCCCGCUACCCCCGGCGGCUGGUCGUGCUGGGCUUCCCCUGCAACCAAUUUGGCUACCAGGAGAAUGGCACCAACGAGGAGAUCCUCAACAGCCUGAAGCACGUGCGGCCGGGGGGUGGCUUCGAGCCCAACUUCACCCUCUUCCAGAAGUGCCAGGUGAACGGGCAGGACACCCACCCCGUCUUCGCCUACCUGAAGGCUCACCUGCCCGCGCCGGCCGACGAGGUGGCACACCUGAUGACCGAACCUCGCUUCCUCACCUGGAGCCCGGUGCGGCGCUCCGACAUCUCCUGGAACUUUGAGAAGUUCCUGGUGGGUCCCGAGGGGGAACCUUUCCGGCGCUACAGCCCCCGCAUGCCCACCGCCCAGCUGGAGCCCGACAUCCAGCGCCUCCUCAAGCUGGCCAAGUAGGGCCGGCUCCGGCAUCGCCCCCCGCCGCCGGCUGCCACCCCUCCCGGACAGCCCCAGCCCUCCGCCGGGUGACGGCCCCCUCCGAAACUGCCGUGGGGAGGGGGCUCGAUGGGGGCAGAGGGCCGGGGCGACCGGGGUGGCACGGGCUGGCGGCAAUAAACGAGCCGGAGGGAGCA